Messenger RNA from Colletotrichum spaethianum, 228 nucleotides. RefSeq lists its product as uncharacterized. The record is from RefSeq and is a predicted model, not a curated record. The coding region runs from base 1 to 228 and encodes 75 amino acids. The transcript has a single exon. Lineage: Eukaryota; Fungi; Ascomycota; Sordariomycetes; Glomerellales; Glomerellaceae.
AUGUUUGCCCUUGCCCCUGACGUGCUGCGGACGGCUCCGCGAUGCAUCAGGAGCGAGACGCGGUACCGCUCCCGCGAUUUCAAGGCGAGGCUUCAGGAUCUUGUGGCGGCCGUCGAGAUUCCACCGGCGAAGCUGGACGCCGUCACAAAUCAAAUCGGCCUGGGUCAUGCAAAAACCUCUCGUCUCUGGGCAAACACGGCUGGUCCGUGGCUCUGGGACGGUCGGUAG